GUCUGUCUUUGUAACCCACUGGAAAUGUUGGCUCUUUCCAUGUUUCUCAGGAGAUGCUGGAAGCUCUCAAGGCGCUCUCGACCUUUUUCUUUGAGAACAGUUUGCGCACACGGAGAAACUUGCGAGGAGACAUUGAGCGUCGAAGCCUGGCCAUAAAUGAGGAAUUCGUACACAUAUUCAAGCAAGUUAAAGAGGAACUUGAGAGUAUAAAUGAAGAUGUGCAAGCAAUGAGCAGCUGUUGUGAAGAUAUGUCUAGCCGUUUGAAGGCAGCAAAGGAACAAACCCAGGACUUGAUAGUGAAAACAACAAAACUCCAAGCAGAAAAUCAGAGACUGGAAAUGAAAGCGCAAGUUGCAGAUGCAUUCAUAGCAAAAUUCCAGCUGACACCAGAUGAAAUGAGCCUCCUUCGAGGCACGAAAGAUGAGCCGAUUACUGAGGACUUUUUCAAGGCAUUGGGAAGAGUAAAGCAAAUUCACGAUGAUGUCAAGAUUCUCCUCCGGACAAAUCAGCAAAGGGCAGGCUUGGAAAUUAUGGAACAGAUGGCUUUACUGCAAGAGACAUCUUAUGAACGACUUUACAGAUGGACUCAAAAUGAGUGCAGAACUUUGACACAAGAAUCGUGUGACAUUUCUCCAGUUCUCGCUCAAGCUAUGGAAGCCUUACAAGAUAGGCCUGUCCUAUAUAAGUAUACUUUGGAUGAAUUUGGAACAGCGAGGAGGAGUGCAGUAGUUCGUGGUUUUAUAGAUGCUCUUACUAGAGGAGGUGUAGGAGGUACACCCCGUCCUAUUGAAAUGCAUUCCCACGAUCCUCUGAGGUAUGUAGGAGACAUGCUGGCCUGGUUGCAUCAAGCUACAGCUUCUGAAAAAGAACAUUUAGAAGCCAUGUUAAAGCUUGUAACUGUUCAAGGCGUGGAAGAAAAUAUUCAAGAAGUAGUUGGGCAUAUCACAGAAGGUGUCUGCAGACCCCUGAAGGUGAA
This is a messenger RNA of Tinamus guttatus (white-throated tinamou), 976 nucleotides long. The record is from RefSeq and is a predicted model, not a curated record. Lineage: Eukaryota; Metazoa; Chordata; Aves; Tinamiformes; Tinamidae.